AUGCCGUUUAUAAAGGACGGUGAAAUUAUUGAAAAAGAUAAUACAACCGUAUAUAGGUCUGUUUAUGAAGCAUUAGAAUAUAUGUUGAAUCAUAACCCAAAAAGAUUUGACCCAAGCACUACACCAUGUGCAAUGCCUUUUAUUAAGGACGGUGAAAUCGUAAGAGUUCCGGAUUCAACAGUUUACACAGCUGUUCAAAACAGUUUACAAAACAUUUUAGCGAAUAUCUUUAAUUCAGAAACUACAGAAAUAAAAUUACCAUAUAUAACAGAUGCUAAAGAAAUUAAAUCAAAAACGACAACAUUAUUUACGUCACUUAAUGAUUUAAUGACUUAUAUCAUUAAUAUUCCUGCACCAACUACAGCAUUUGAUCCAAACUCGACGGUUUGCAGUGUACCUUUCAUAAAUGACAGUUCAUUAAUUACUUUAAGGGAUUCGACAGUAAAUGAAUCAUUAAAGGCGUCAUUAAUGAAAAUCAUUGAUUUUAAUUCAUUCACGAAUACAUAUAAUUCAUUCAUUAAUGUUUCAUAUGCUUCUAAAGAAGGUGAGCCAAAAACUAUCGAUAAAGCGGUGUAUGAAAUAAAAGCAUCAACGACGAAAUUGAAUUCGUUAACUUUUGACGGUGAUAGUUUCGUUAAUGACAUAACAUCGGGGAAAACAAUUUUAACGAAAGAAUACUUAAAAUCUCAUGUUAGUGAGUUCGUUGAAAUUGAAAAAGAAGGUGGAAUUAAGUUCGAUCCACUGAAUUUCAUUUUCAGCUUAGCGAAUGCGGGUGUUAGUUUCGCUGAAUGGACAACUAUACAGAGUGAAAUAAAUGCAAUAUGGACGUUUUUGGGGUCAAAAGCGGGAAUGGGUGAGCUUGUAAAUGCUGCAAGAACAUUAGGUGAAACAGGAAAUUUUGUAGAUGGUUUUAAAAGACUUGUUUCAAAUGUUUUAACAAACACAAAGAAAUUAUUUAGAUAUACCGUACAUAACGGACGGAUUUUCGAACAGAUAGCAACAAACCCUCCGGUUAUGGCUGCGUUGAUGAUGGUUAGAGAUAUAAAACCACGUAACGACGGGAACGAAGAACAUGAACAACAGGAUACUGGUCGGGUUAUUCGAGACAUUAAAAACGUGUAUCCUGAAGUUAUUGAUUUAUUUAGAGGAGUUAAUGAUUCAAUUUCAAAACAUUCUAUAACCCUCGAUGAAGAGAAUAAAUUAACAGAUUAUAUAUUCGUCAUUAUUGCAGAAUUAAUGAAGAGAAUAAAUGAAAAAGGAAUUGGUGAUAUCAUUAAUGUCAGCGAUGUAAUGAUGAAAAGAAAUUUUGACUCAUUAUUUACAAAACCGAAAACAGAAUAUAGUCUUUAUGACGUAAUUACCGAAUUAAUGAAAAAGAUUAAUGAUAAUAAGAGUUCUGGCGGAAGA
Trichomonas vaginalis G3 is the source of this 1407-nucleotide messenger RNA. RefSeq lists its product as uncharacterized. NCBI's taxonomy places the organism in Eukaryota, Parabasalia, Trichomonadida, Trichomonadidae. The record is from RefSeq and is a predicted model, not a curated record. The transcript has a single exon. The annotation marks the transcript as partial.